Ostertagia ostertagi is the source of this 759-nucleotide messenger RNA. NCBI's taxonomy places the organism in Eukaryota, Metazoa, Nematoda, Chromadorea, Rhabditida, Trichostrongylidae. The record is from the annotation of a GenBank genome assembly.
GUUAUCGAGACUACGAGGUGUACACAAGCUCGGGCUGAACUCGCUUUGUAUGAUAACGACAAUGAUCUCGCUGCUGCUAUUGAUUACAUUCUGGAGCAUGGGUCAGAGAUAGAGUCGUGGACUGAACAGAAAAGCAAGAAGGAUAAGAAGAAGGAAGAGGAAGAGAAGCGACCUGUACGUGGCCAACCAUCUACGCGCGGUCGUGGUGGUUUCGUGGAUCGUGGUGGUCGUGGUCGUGGACGUGGUGACGGAAUUGCAUCUAGAGGAGCGUCUCGUGGUGGUUCAAUAAGUGGACGAGGGCGAGGAGCUGCCGCAAAUUCUGGUGGGUUCCGUCCAGUUCCAUCGAAAACGCCAGGUGAUGAAUCUGCGAUAAAGGCUGUCGAUACCGAAUCUGUUGAUGAAGUUGCGGACUGGAAAAGUGGACCGAUGGUGUUCCAUCGCUCAGAAGAUGGAGCUGCAGCAUCUAUACCGAGCUCAAACGUUACCGCACCUCCAUCGCAACCUUCAAAUGCUCCUCCAGCUCCUAUCUCAUUUGCCGCCGUCGCCGCAGCCGCUGCGAAGAAAGAUUUGAAACGUCAACAACCGCCUCAAGGGGCGAAUUCUGUUUCGACUACUGAGCAGCCUGCUCAGGCGCCUGCAGAAUUUCAUCACGAGGAACCUGUAACGAGUGCUACGCCGGCUACAGUUGAUCAACCCACGUCGAAAGAUGUGUUUUACAGGUUGGUUAAUGCUUCCAUCAUUGCCUAUGAAUUUUCUAAG